AUGUCGGUCACGAUUCCCCUGGAAAAUCACGUUGCGACCGUGCUUACAGAACAAUCGGGCUCGUUUCAGACACACAAAACUCCUUCAACUUCUUUUGACUAUACCGAUAGAAUCUCUAGAUUGAAAUCUUUUCAGAAUACUAUCAAAGGGACAAGCGGAAUUCCUGCUGGCCAGGGACUGGAAAAGAACGACUGGGCGCCAUCGAUUGACUCAUACGACCACCCGCUCUUUCCUUCCCUGCCAUCCUAUGAGCCUCCUAAUCUCACCCGAAAUCUACGAUACUCUGCCACGAGAGCCGUCUCUUUUCUGCUCUCACUGAGCUUUUUGACAAGUAUAUUUGUGGGGGCGUUGGCAUGUGCAGCUCAAACGAGAUUGCAGAGUGUUAUUCAACAACUGAGAGGAAGUCGCUCCACCGGCUCCCCACGGGUCUUUCAUGUCGAGGAACACAACCGGAAAUUGAGGAGAGCAGUUUUGGAUCGGAAAUGGGAUGCUCGGAAGCAAAAGAAGCAUGUCGAUGAAGAGCAAGGUUCCGAUGAAUGCCCUCACCUAGAAGGCGGCAAGGACAUGCUUGUCUGCGACGUCGCUUACUAUGCCAGGCGUGUUGGUCUUGAUGUGGAAACGUUCCGUGUCCAAACCGAGGAUGGCUUCAUAAUCACUUUAUGGCACGUUUACGAUCCCCAGGAAUACACAGCCUUAUCUCCAGAGCAAAGACGUGAGCGAGGCCCAACUGUCUUUAAUGGACAAAAGGAAAUUAAUCCAUCUCGGCCGAAAUACGGUCACCGAUAUCCCGUCCUCUUGGUCCAUGGACUUCUUCAAAGUGCUGGCGCAUAUUGUACCAACGACGAUGACAGCCUUGCAUUUUAUCUAUGCAAAUCCGGAUACGAUGUUUGGCUUGGGAACAAUCGAUGUGGCUUGAAUCCGGAACACACCACUCUUUCAACUGUUGACCCCCGCAUGUGGUCGUGGGAUAUUCGUCAUCUGGGCACUCUUGAUUUGACAGCGCUUACUUCACGUGUUCUCUACGAGACCGGAUUCAGCAAGCUCGGUUUGGUGUGCCAUUCCCAAGGCACCACCGAAACCUUCAUCGCACUGGCUAAAGAACAUCGCCCCGAGCUUGGCAAACGAAUAUCAGUAUUUUGUGCACUUGCACCGGCUGCUUAUGCUGGCCCGCUUGUGGAAAAGUCUUUUUUUCGGUUCAUGCGAAGUCUUUCACCGGAAGCUUUUCGCAUUGUCUUUGGCAUCCAUGCAUUUAUUCCCAUCAUGGUCACAGUACGUCGAAUUUGUCCUCCCAGGUUGUAUGGCACUCUCGCUUACUGGGUAUUUUCUUUUCUCUUUGGGUGGUCUGACGUGCGUUGGGAGCGCGAACUACGUCACCGCAUGUUUCAAUUUGCCCCUGUGUAUGUGAGUGCGGAAUCCAUACGGUGGUGGCUCGGCAGCCAGAGCUUUGCGAAGCAUGGUUGCAUCUUGUCGCCCGCUGAAGAUUCUCAUCGGAACAUCUCCCAUCGUGCCUCAACUGGAGCUGAACAUGGUGAUGAUCCCCGAGAUCCUUGUCUCGGUUCCGAAAGAGACAAUGCCUGGUUCGGCCCCCAAACACCCCCGUUCGCCUUGUGGAUCUGUGGCUCUGAUGGCCUCGUUGAUGGCCGACGAUUGCUGCGUCGGUUUCAAGAUGGGCUUGAACCUCAUGUACAAGUCGUUCACUCCAAAGUCAUUGAAGAAUAUGAACACCUUGAUGUCUUAUGGGCAAUGGACUCCGUUGAACAAGUAGGCGAAGAAGUGCGAAAGGUGCUAUGGACGACCUUGCCCCAACACACUCAAAAAAUCUGUCGCAUACCAAGUGGCAUCCGCUCAGACCAGGUUGAUGAGUAUAUCAAGAUUACAGGCUGA
Molecule: messenger RNA, 1884 nt
Organism: Penicillium verhagenii
Lineage: Eukaryota; Fungi; Ascomycota; Eurotiomycetes; Eurotiales; Aspergillaceae
Product: putative ab-hydrolase associated lipase
Exons: 1
Coding region: 1-1884 (627 amino acids)
Biological process (GO): lipid metabolic process
Source: RefSeq, a predicted model, not a curated record